UGGCCCUGAUUUUGCUGGUGUGGAAGAGCAAUUCAGCUGGUGUCAGAGGAUUUCUGGUGACAUAAAUUUAGGAUGAGCAGGACUAUCCUGGGGCUCUACAUUGGACAUUUUCCCCUUUCCAGGGUUCACUGAACACAGUGAGUAAAAACUCCUGCCUGGAGCUCGAGAAACUUGAAAAGCAAAGCUCCUCUACAUUGCUGAUGCUUGAUGGGAUCAUCAGCAGAAAUGAGCAAUGUGAGAUUUCAAAGAGAAGAAAAACAAACCCAACCAAGAGAAGCCUGCACGUGGUCCUGACCCAGCACUGACUUGUAAUGAUGGACAGCAGAGACCUCUCCGAGAUGUCAGGUAUUAGUCCGGAGGGGCAGAUCUGCGAGCCACACGGCAGCUCCCGGGUCUACGGUACAUUAGCUUCUCCGUGGGAGAGGGAUCCCAGACAGCUCUGCUGGGGAGGCAGCCCAGGAGAUUUGUUAGCGGGCUGCUCCGGGGGAUACCAGCCACCUCCGGCACCCGAGAGCCAAAGGUGCUUGUGUUGCUGCUGCUGCUGCUGCUGGCGCAUUUCAUCCAAACUCCAGCCAGAGCGGGGGCAAGUUGAACCGGAGACAUUAGAGCCACUGUGCUUUGGAGAGACGAGGGCGCACGGGGAGCGCAGGAGCACCAUGCCUGCUAUCAAGAAGGAGCGACUUGACAGGGAAGAGAUGGCCCUGGCAGCUUUUAACCAGCCCAUGGAAACCUUACCUGACUAUCUCGCCCCUCUGGCCGCCGCUGCCAUUCCGGUGGUAACCCCGCACCCGCCGGCUUACGACCAGAUCUUUGCCCACCGCGCGUACCUGGGCUUCCACGAGACCCCUCACCCCCCCCACCCUCACCACCCCCACCACCUCCCCGAGGACCUGAUGCUGGAGAGGUUUUCCUCCAUCCCGGAUUUCCAGCCCUUCUUUGACAACGGAGAGCCUUGCAUCGAGGUGGAGUGCGGGGAGAACAAGGCGCUGCUCUACAUCAAUAAGUUGUGCCAGGGGAGCAAAGGACCCUCUAUCCGGUACCGGGGAGAGUGGCUCACCCCCAACGAGUUCCAGUUUGUCAGCGGCAGGGAGACGGCCAAGGACUGGAAGCGCAGCAUCAGGCACAAAGGGAAAAGUUUGAAGACUCUUAUGUCCAAAGGAAUCUUACAGGUACAUCCUCCAAUCUGUGAUUGCCCUGGGUGUCGAAUUUCGUCUCCAGUGAACCGGGGGCGCCUGGCAGAGAAGAGGACAAUCCCUUUACCUCCAACCAGGAUCCCAAAGAAAGAGCUGACCUCAAUUUUCUCACACAGUGACGACAGCGAAGAGAGCGAUAAGAGCAAUGGUCAGCACCCUGAAGUAAAGCAGGAGGAGGAUCUCCACAUCAGUAUCAUGAAAAGAAGGAUACACACCCACUGGGAUUUAAACAUCUCCUUCCGAGAGACCUCUUGCAGCCGUGAUAACGACCUUUCCACCAUCAUCUCCAACCUGCAUCAGAGCCGGCAGCUCGUUAUGCCAGAGACCCAGAGCCGCUGCGAAUUCAAGAGAAACAGCAUCGACCUUGGCUUAGGGGCAGCAGAUGAAAUUUUAGGCAAGAGAAGAGUAUGUUCUCCCAACAGCAGCAGUGAGUGUCCUUUAGAAAGCAAGAAAGCCAGAAGUGAGUCCCCAAAGGAAAACUCCCACACCCCUCUGCUGGAGGACUCUGUGACUCAGAUGACCCCAGAGGAGCACUACAGACGCAUGAUGUCCGCGCUCAACGAACACGGCACCUUUGAAGAGCAGCAGCAGCAGCAGCGUCUCUACCAGCUGGCCAACAGCAUGGCAGUGCCCAGCCACGGAGAUCUGCUGCGGGCGCGGCAGGAGGCGGCGGCGCGGAACCCCGGCGCGAUGGAAGCUCACAUCCCCUCGGCCAGCAACUCUUCCAGCCAGAGGAGGAAGCAGGGACUCCCCCAGCACAGGGACACGCACUUCCCAGAGAGGGAGAUAUCCCACCCACCGCCGCUGCUGUCGCCCCAGAACGCCCCCCACAUCGCCCUGGGGCCCCACCUGAGACCCCCGUUCCUGGGGGUGCCCUCGGCGCUGUGCCAGACGCCAGGUUACGGGUUCCUGCAGCCAGCACAAGCAGAGAUGUUUGCAAGGCAGCAAGAGAUGCUACGGAAGCAAAACCUGGCAAGGCUGGAGAUGUCGGCCGAGAUCAUCCGCCAGAAGGAGCUGGAGAACCUGCACAGGCAACGGCUGCUGGCGGGCGACCCGCUGAGCCUGCACCCCGCGCUGCCCCCCGACCACCCCGCGCUGCGCAACGUGCACGACAUCCCCGAGGGCCACCCGCUGCGGGACGAGCUGUCGCGGCGCAACGCCAUGCUGGUGCUGCGGCACAACACGGCGCCGCUGCUGUCGCUGAGCGCCGGCGCGCUGCCCGGCGGCCCCGGCACGCCGCCCAAGGAGCAGCCCCGGCGCGGCGGCGCCCGCAAAGCGCCCCAGCAGCGCGCCGAGCCGCCCGGCCACGGCGACGCCAAGGAGCCGGCCGAGCCCCGCGGCCGCGACGGGGCGCAGGACUGUGCCGAGGAGGAGAUGAAGGACUCGGAGAGCGACGCCGACGGCAGCGACGACAAGGCCGAGAGCGGGAAGGCCGAGAGCGGCGGCUCGGCCGCGGAGACCAAGGAGGGCAAAGAGACGGGCAAAGGCUGCGAAGGGCACAAGGAGCUGGGCGAGGCGGGCGCCGGGCACAACGCUCCCUGCAGCUCCUCCAGCGCCGAGUCGCCCAGCCAUCUGCUGGGCACGGGGGGCAGCAAGAGUGAGGUGAAAUACCUCCCGCCGGCCUCCAUCCCGCCGCCACAGCCGCUGCCCUUCGGCUUCCCCUACACCGUGAGCCCCUACUUCCAUGCAGGCACCAUGGGAGGUCUGUUUCUGGAUGGGGAGGAAAGCCCAGCGCUGGAAGACAUCAGCAAAUGGACGGUGGAGGACGUCUGCAGCUUCGUGUCCAACCUGUCUGGCUGCACCGAGUACACUCAGGUAUUCCGAGAGCAGGCCAUCGAUGGUGAGACCCUGCCCCUCCUGACAGAAGAGCACUUACUCAACAACAUGGGGCUGAAACUUGGGCCUGCCCUGAAGAUCAGGUCACAGGUCGCCAAGAGAGUGGGCAGAGUGCUGUACAUGGCCGGCUUCCCCAUGGCCCUGCCGCUGCAGCCGCCGGGGCUGCGGCCCGAGCGGGAGCUGGCGGAGCUGCGCCCGGCCUCCACGGGCAGCGUGGCCUCGCCCUUCGCCUCGGCCGCCCGCGGCUCCCCCCGCCCCGAGAACGGCAACGCCCCCGGGCCCGGCCCCGCCGCCGAGGCCGCCAAAGCCCCGUCCUAACGGGCUGCUGGAACCGAGCUUGGGUGGAGCAGCCGGCAGGUCGAGGCGUGCGGAGCGCCCGGGAGGAGCCUCCCCUCAGCCCCCUCAGCGGCGCCAGGGGAGCGAGGCACGGGGCUCAUUGUGUCGGAUCCAUUUGCUUAUUCUUUUUCUUUGUUUUGAGACAAUAAUAAGACACACAAGUGUUAAAAAACUGUAAAAAGGGAAGGACAGGAAUUAAAAAACCCCCCCAACCAACUAUCCAAAGAUGCACAGAGACAAGCGGGGAAGAUGGCGGCGGCCCCUCACGGCGGCUGAGGGGGGAGAGAGAGCCACGGACAGGGAACAAGAGCUUUUGGGUUUAAUUUGCCUUCAGAAAAGAAGCACCACGGCUUUCAGGAACCUCCUGGGUGUGACUCGGAGCAGGGAAGGGACACUGCUCCUCAGCACCCCUGAGAGAGGGGGGAAAAACACCCCAUCCACCAUGAAACCACCCACCUCAACCAUCUCCUCCCUGGAAACUGGCCUCGGUUCCUCAUUCAGGUGUCUAUGCAUCUCUAGCAACUUUUGAAACAAUACCAAAGACAGACAAAAACUAUAUAUAAGAAAAAUAAAAGAGACAGAAACUAAAAGGCACGUUCGGGUCCAUGUUUACGUGGGUGCAGGCCCUGGGCUGGCCCUCAGCACACCCCCAGCAGCCUGGGCUCCAGCCCUUGCAGAGCUUCGGUUUCCUUUCAUUAGAUGGUUUUGUUUUCAAGAAGAAGAAGCAGCAAGCAGCUUGUGUUUGGGUGGGAUGAAGGGUCACAGCCCUCCCCUCUCCCUCCUUCACGUGUACAACGGACUGGUUUCUACAUUGGGGUGGGGGUUGGGGGAGGGUGGGGGUGUUGUUUUGGUUGGUUUGUUUGUAGGGUUGGUUUUGUUCUGGUUUUUUUAAAGCCUUGUUACAGAGGUGGAUGCAGUUGCACACAUUUUGGCCUGCUGUGGACCAUGACACACAUCCCUGUGCGUUCCCAGAGGAGGGGGAGGGAUUCAGGCUGAAAAAGAGGGGGGUAGAGGUUUUACUACUGUGAAUGGUAACUCGCGGGGGUGACCUGCUGUGACCUGUACAGUCCUCUGAGCAACAAUCACUCACACGUGGUACUUUUCUCUCUCUCCUCCCUCCCCUUUUUUAAGUUGUUUUUGUUUGAACCUUGCACGUGCUGCCGUUUGGGUUUUUUUUCUUACAAACUAGCUUGGUGGUACAUUAGCUUCUUUCUAUUGUAAAAAAAAAAAGACCCCAAGUCAUUACCCAUCACAUCACCAGAACAAUGCUUUCCAGCAAUCAAUUUAAAUAAAAAAGACAAAAACCACUUAAUUUACAACAGGUGCCUCCCUUCCUGAGCUCCCUGAAAAAGGCUGCUUCACCCAACCAGCUUCUUUUUACCCCCUCUUCCCUGCCCUGGGGCUGUUUGCUUUGCUGCUGCUCCAUUCCUGGCCUAAAAGCCAAGCUGAGGGUUGGUUCCCAGCUGGCAAAAGGCAGCCACAGUAGCUCAUCUAGAGAGAAAAGGAGGAGAGAAAAAGCAACUCCUGGAAGAAAAGGUAAGUGAAAAACCUUUUCCUUAGAGUCUUCCAGGGCUCAUCUCUGCAGCAUAUCCCAGGCUCCUGUAUGGAACUGCCUGGUGGAGCUCAGUCUCGAGCUCUCCCAACCCCACUAAUGAAGCAGCAGGUACUUUUGCCUCUCAGAAUGGGCUAUAAAUGAUGAUAAU
Messenger RNA from Colius striatus (speckled mousebird), 5068 nucleotides. It is a transcript of the gene SAMD11, whose product is annotated as sterile alpha motif domain containing 11. Lineage: Eukaryota; Metazoa; Chordata; Aves; Coliiformes; Coliidae. The transcript is spliced from 17 exons. Gene Ontology annotation, biological process: positive regulation of transcription by RNA polymerase II. Gene Ontology annotation, molecular function: protein binding; RNA polymerase II cis-regulatory region sequence-specific DNA binding; DNA-binding transcription activator activity, RNA polymerase II-specific. The record is from RefSeq and is a predicted model, not a curated record. The coding region runs from base 312 to 3347 and encodes 1011 amino acids.